UUGUAGCGGGCAAGCGGGGAAUUUUGUAUGGUGAAUAUGGUGUGGGUGUGCAUUUGCAAGUGCAUGCACAUGAAUUAUAUCUUAACCCCACCAUGUUAUCACUUCAUACCGUCACGUAUUGAUGCAUGUGCGCUAUAGACAUGAAACCUUUGCAUGAAACGUGGAGGACAAAAAAAUAUGCUAGGGACAAAAAAAAGAACGCAGUUCUCGGUGCCAGUAACAACUUUGUUCAGGCGUCGCGGAAAACGAUCACCCACACUGCUUGUGAAACACCAGAACUUUCAUUGGGCGCAAGUUUUCAGAAGGAUGGACUCGACAGUGACAUUUUGGCUGCCAUUGAGAACAUGGAACGGAGCUUUCAGGCUUCAGAUCAAAGACCCCCUACUGCUCAAAUGUGUAAAACAAGUCUUCAUGGCACAUCAACGCCCAAUGGGCAAUCAAGCAUGGAAAAAUCGCCACAUGUUUGCCUGUCGCCAAUUGCACCAUCCCAGCAGCCACCCUUAGGUACUCAGAACAAUGCGAGUCCUGCAAUAACGGCAACACCGGACCCUCAUCUGCUCCGCAACUGGGGCUUACCUCAUGAAAUUGUCUCUGUGUAUGAGAAGCACGGCCUUGUGCAGAUGUUUCCGUGGCAAGUGCAGUGCCUUACUCUGGAAGGUGUGCUUAGCAAUGGAGCGAACCUGGUUUAUUCUGCACCAACUAGUGCAGGGAAAACAUUGGUAGCAGAAAUCCUGAUGCUGAAGAGGGUUCUGGAGACACGGACAAAGGCCCUCAUUGUAUUACCAUUUGUGUCGGUUGCUAGAGAAAAAAUGCAUUCAUUGCAAGCACUCUUCAGAAAUGCAGGAUUGAAAGUGGGAGGCUACAUGGGUAACCAUCGUCCUACAGGCGGCUUCGCUGCUGUUGAUGUUGCCGUUUGCACCAUAGAGAAAGCUAAUAGCCUCAUCAAUCGUCUCGUGGAAGAAGGCGCACUUAAACUUUUAGGCACAGUUGUUAUAGACGAGUUACACAUGGUGGGAGAUGCCAGCCGAGGGUACCUUCUGGAGUUGCUGCUUACAAAAAUAAUGUACAUGCAAAAAAGGGGGAAAUCGCAAGACAAGAAAAUACAAGUUAUCGGCAUGAGUGCCACUCUUCCCAAUCUUCAAUCCCUAGCCCGCUGGCUGGACGCGGCUUUGCUGAGCACGGAUUUUCGGCCUGUUCCUCUUAAGGAGAUGUUCAAAGUGGGACCGGACAUUCUUAUUGGGUCUUCACUGGAGCAUGUGAGGUCUUUGGUUGGCGUCCCAGAAGCUUCGCUGCCAAACGACCCCGAGCAGCUAAUGUACUUAUGUCUGGAGACCCUGAUGUCCGGGCACGCAUUACUAGUCUUCUGCCCAACCAAAAAGUGGUGCGAGUCCCUGGCAAACACGCUGGCUCGGUGCAUUUUUGAUCUGGGCCGUCAAGUGGGACGAGGCAUGCUGCCCCCAGCACACGAACGAAUGGGCGAGAAGCUCCGCGAACUGCUUGAUAGCGGUAAAAUAUCGGACGUGCUCGACCAACUACGUCAGACGCCUGCUGGACUUGAUUCAGCACUUUCGUGCACAGUUCCCUAUGGUGUAGCAUUCCAUCAUGCUGGUCUCACAAUGGACGAGCGUGACGUAAUUGAGGGGGCCUUUCGGCGCGGUGUCCUCAAGGUGAUCGUGGCAACAUCAACACUAUCAUCCGGUGUAAACCUUCCAGCACGGAGAGUGAUUAUAAGGACACCAAGGUUUCAUGGUGCUCCGAUUGACAUGCUUACUUACAAACAAAUGGUGGGGCGUGCCGGCCGUAAAGGGAUUGAUACUGAGGGUGAAAGCAUCUUGAUGUGCAAGGAAUCAGAGAGAAGUAUGGCAGAGCAGAUAAGCCACUCCGAGUUGAAACCAAUUGGCUCGUGUCUUGGAAGGGGUGGUGGUGGCCUAAGUUCAAGUUUGAAAAGAGCCAUUUUAGAGGUAAUUGCAAGCGGAGUAGCGACAUCCACGGAAGAUCUUUUCUGCUACACACGCUGCACUUUGCUGCAUGCAGUCAUGAAAGGGCAGAAGGCCAGUCCUUCUUGUGAAGUGGCUGAAAGCGAAAAGGCUGAACCUAUACAUGAAUGUGUUCAGUUCUUGGUUGACAAUGAAUUCAUUCACCUUCAAGGUGAAGAUGACAACAGGCGAUACGCUCCUACUCAACUCGGAAGAGCUGUGUUAGCUUCUUCCCUCUCUCCUGACGAGGGACUGUGCGUCUUGCGAGAGUUACAGCAAGCUCGGCAGAGCUUUGUCCUUGAAAAUGACCUCCACCUUAUCUAUCAAGUUACCCCCAUUACUCUCAGCGCUCAGCUGAACGACGUUGAUUGGACGCAUUACCUGGAGCUUUGGGAGCGCCUUCCCCCAGACAAGCGUCGGGUGGCUGACUUAGUUGGGAUCGAGGAGCGUUUCCUGGUGAAAGCUGCAAGGGGAAGGGGAACAUCAUUGGGUCCCCGUCAAGCCAGAGCCAUGGCAGUGCAUUUGCGCUUUUACGUGGCUCUGGCACUGGAAGAGCUGGUGCAAGAGGUGCCUCUUCCAGUCGUAGCUGCGAAAUACGGCUGUCCUAAGGGACUGCUCCAGUCUUUGCAGCAGAGUGCUGCUACCUAUGCUGGAAUGGUGAGCGUGUUUUGCAAACGUUUGGGAUGGCACAACAUGGAACUGCUGGUGUCCCAGUUCCAAUCCCGGUUGCACUUUGGAGUCCAACCUGAGCUCUGCGAAUUGCUUCACCUUCCAAGCCUAGAUGGACGCCUUGCUCGCCAACUUUAUGACAUGGGACAAACAGAUCCUGCCACACUAGCACAGCUGGAGCCUCAAGACCUGGAACUGUUGCUGAAAAAUGCUGGGCCCUUUCAGAGUGCAAAGCAUUCAGAAGAGGACAUCAAAGUACAAGGGCAGAAGACGCCUCGCAGGCGUGUUUGGUUAGUGGGGCAUGCAGGUCUGACCGAGCUUGAAGCAGCUCACGUCAUAGUGAAGGAGGCAAGAGCAUUCGUCGAGGAAACUCUGGGAGCCAAAGUAAACUGGGCAAAGUGCGCUGAAGUGAAUCAAAGUGAACCCUCAAAACAGCCAAAGGAGGUCCCAGAUAUAGGAAUUACUGCACUGGAGGGAAAGGCAGAUGUACAGAAUGUCAUUGCUGAGGUCACUGGUGUUGAGGGCAGAAGUCACAUAAAAUCGGGAGUCUCAAAAAAAUCUGCGCAGCAAAAUAGUCAAAACUCGUCAGCAGUCCAUCCUUCUAGUGCAGUCGAAUGCGCUCGCAAAAAUGAAGAGAAUGUUGAAGAGCACAACAGGGAGCCAUUCCCACAAUCACAAGGCGAACAUCACCUGCGUGAAGGUGCUAUAGAAGACUCACAUCCUGUUUGUGUGGAACCAACUAACAGAGACAAAAGUGUAGUUCAGGAGCGCAGUUCAAAAGGAUGUUCGUCUGCUGAAGACCAAACGCGCGAGAAACAAGAAGAAGAUAGCGUAAGUGAUAUUGGUCUUGACUCAGUUCAGUGGCUUUGUUUCUCAUCAGAAGACAGCAUAUGCAGAGACAGCCCAUUUAACGAGAAGAAAGUGCCGAAGCGUGGCGAUGUAACAGUAACAAGGAGUACGUGUAGCAGCCAACAACUGAAGCACUCUUCAAAGAUAUCCCAAACAAACACUCGAGGGAAUGCGAAUAAGGAGCCAACACAGAGGACAUCUGUAUCUGCGAGUCCGUUUCUUCAAAAUACGUGUCUAUCUACCAGAGCUAGUGGGAAAGCUCAGCCUUAUCCUGAGGAUAUACGCGGACAAGGACCGGUGGCUGCUGAUGAUGAGGCAUAUGCAAUGAGUGAAACACUCUUCCUUGACACUCAGACGGUAAUGGCAUUAGAUGGCGCCUGUACUGUGGGUAUGCUAAAGGAGAACAAGCCACUUGAAGAUUGUGCAGUAAAGAGAACACCAAAUGUGACAGGCACUCAAAACAGACAGUCCAUGAACACCCGACCAUGUCUACAAGAUACGGCAAAACAGGCUUUUCAGGUUAUACCUGAGAGCGAGGACCUUUUCUCAUCGCCGGUGACUGAGUUUCCAGCAAGACAGAGUUUGCCGUCACUCACAGAAUCUGAGAAGGAGCUUUUCUCAGCAUCCUCAUCUCCAUUCAGCCUGCAAUCCCCCGAAAAAUGUGCAAAAGAUGACGUACAAUAUACACCAAAAGAACAGCACGACGCAUCUCAGCCAAGGACUCCACUUGUGCUGCGUCUAUCCCCGUUUUCUUCGGGGAGCUGCAGUUCAAAGAGGUCUUCAUCGCCGGAAACAUCUCAAGAAAAAUCGCCAAAGCUGCUCAGACUAAGUUCAGACUGCGAGAUAUUUACGCCAGAUAACAGCGGCACCGAUAUCUGUUCACCACCAGCUCUUCACACAUCGGAUGUGUCUAGUCCAGGUCAUAGUGUUUCACUGCAGAUACUCUUGGAGAAAUUUUGUGUCGUGAAUGUCGCAAGCGACAAUCACGCGCUCAACAGCUUUACAAAGGAGUGCAGGCGCAGGUCGUAUUUUGCUCUCUGGCUCGUGUUAGAAGAGUACAAGAAACAGCCCUCCAAUAGCGAAGGUAUUGGACCCCGAAAAAGUAUGAGGAUGAAAGCGAAGGAGAACUGUGCUCCUGCACCUCUUGUUUUUGACGGGAAAGAACUUGUUGCAGUGGUUGUGUUCUGGGGUGGAUACAAAGCUCACUACCUGAAACUCAAACAAUCAAAUUGCAACAUGAAGACUUGUCCCGUGAGCACAACUGAACCAGGUGUUCAGCAAGCCGAGGUUCUCCAGGUUGUUGACAGCUUGAUAAGGGCAGGGGCAACCAUUGGUGUAUAUGACGCGUUGAGAACGUUCAAAAUACUGAAUGCGGGAUGUGGCGUUCAGUUUGAUGUGGGUUGUAAAUGGGAAGAUCCAAAAGUGGCACACUGGCUUCUGGAUACAUCAGAGACACAACCCCAUUUCAGUGCACUUGCUAAGAAGUGGACUCCACAUUUGCUAUCUUUCCUCAGUGGGGAAACAUCUAUGUCUCCAGUUUCGUGGCGUGUUACAGGCAGUCCCUGCUCCUGCUUGCAAGCAGCGAAAGCAAGUGUCGCCCUCUAUUACAUCGGCCACGCAACUAAGGCUGCUUUACGUGAUGCCAAUCUGUACAGGUUAUACGAAGAAAUGGAAAUGCCCAUUCUUGUGCCCCUUGCAAAGAUGGACUUGAAUGGGCUCGGAUUCUGUGAGAAACGAGGCGAGAGAGCUCGAGCUGGUCUACAAGGAGCACUUGACUCUCUGGCUGCCGAAGUGCACAAGCUGUACGGACAAAAGUUUCAGAUAUCGUCGUCUAAGGCAACCACAAAGGCUCUGCAUAAAGUACUGGAUCCUCUCCUCAAGUUUAAUGAGGAUUUGAGGAAGAUCAUGAGCACUGAGAACAACAUAACCAGCAAAGACGUGCUGCUACAGCUUGCAGCUUUUCACUCACUGCCAAAGAAAAUUGUCGAUUGGAGGAAGAUCAAUUCCAUUCUUAGCCGGAACUUGAACCCGGUGCUUCGUAACAAGGCCUUCUCUGAGCCACUGUCCAUGUACCGUGUGUACACAACCAGCAACACAUUCGUUGCAACUGGUCGUGUCAGUCUACACGAACCCAACUUGCAAGCCAUAGCACGUGACUUCGAAGCGAGCAUGGACGCACCCACGAUACUGUGUCUUCGAGACGCCUUUAUUCCUUUUGCUGGUUCGGUGCUGCUGUCUGCAGACUACUCGCAGUUGGAGCUACGGCUUCUGGCUCACUUCUCACGGGACAAAAGUUUAUGCUCUGUCUUCAGGAAAGGAGGCGACGUCUUCAAAGACAUGGCCGCACGCUUGAAGAGCAUGGAUGUAGCGCAAGUGACUGACCCUCUUCGGCAACAAGCCAAACAGGUGUGUUACGGAAUAGUGUACGGAAGAGGGUGCAGCUCGCUUGCAGAGGAACUCGGAAUGGACAGAGUCGAUGCAGAGAAGCUGGUUGCCGAUUUCCGCCGCACCUUUCCUGGUGCAUACAGUUACACAGAGAAAGUAAAAGAGCAGUGUCGAUCGUGUGGUUACGUGACAACCUUGCGUGGAAGACGGAGGUUGUUGCCCGAGAUUCUGAGUACGGACGCAUCGAGCAGGUCUCAUGCGGAACGUCAAGCUGUCAAUACCACCAUCCAAGGUUCGGCGGCAGACCUCCUCAAGACUGCAAUUUUGGCCAUCGACAGAGAACUACAGCGUGUUUUCUCAGAAUGCACUCGCACACACCGAACAAAAGGGUCUGCGUCUGUGCUGCCGACGUCCGGAGCAUUCCCGGUGCUUCAGCUUCACGACGAGCUCAUUUAUGAGGUUUGCCUCAAAGACCUUCGUCAGGUGGCUAGAAUAGUUAAGACCAAGAUGGAAGCAGCAGCACAACUUUUGGUACCUCUUGUGGUGAAGACAAAGACAGGCCUUUCGUGGGGCAGUCUGCGAGAUUACGAAUUUUGAUUUACUGGCCGACGCCACAGACUGAAAUGAUUUUUUUUUAUGUGCGGAUUUUACAUUAGAGUGAUAUUUUUAGCGAGCCUAACUUUUAAAUGAAAUUAUUGCAUGCGUGCAUGGCAUGGUGUACUACAGAUAUGAAACAGUACGAUGGUUAGAAGAUAUAUUUUGCAUGUUUUUAUUAUCAGGAUUGUCAUUAAAGAGAAGGUGAGGUUGAAUUUCA
Ornithodoros turicata is the source of this 6693-nucleotide messenger RNA. It is a transcript of the gene DNApol-theta, whose product is annotated as DNA polymerase theta-like. NCBI's taxonomy places the organism in Eukaryota, Metazoa, Arthropoda, Arachnida, Ixodida, Argasidae. The record is from RefSeq and is a predicted model, not a curated record. Gene Ontology annotation, molecular function: ATP binding; DNA-directed DNA polymerase activity; DNA binding. The coding region runs from base 126 to 6476 and encodes 2116 amino acids. Gene Ontology annotation, biological process: double-strand break repair via alternative nonhomologous end joining; DNA-templated DNA replication. The transcript is spliced from 22 exons.